Molecule: messenger RNA, 4895 nt
Organism: Xiphias gladius (swordfish)
Lineage: Eukaryota; Metazoa; Chordata; Actinopteri; Istiophoriformes; Xiphiidae
Exons: 10
Coding region: 164-1675 (503 amino acids)
Biological process (GO): B cell receptor signaling pathway; T cell receptor signaling pathway; intracellular signal transduction
Cellular component (GO): membrane raft; plasma membrane
Source: RefSeq, a predicted model, not a curated record
GUCAGCAUCCCCUCAAAUAGGAACCCGCUGCUGUCACUUAAGCUCUGCGCACUGAGAGACGGACGACUCUAACCCCGAAACAACAAUUUAAAGGUUUUCCUGAGCAGGCGGUCUGUGUGGCAGAGUUUUAUCUCGAGUGGAAGUGAGUGAGCGAGUGGGUGUCAUGGAUGAUAGCAAAGCAAAUGUCGAGGACCCUCCCUACCAGAACUUGCUGCUCCUGGGAGCCAUUGCAGCAGCAUCUGCCUUUGUGGUCACCAUCCUUAUUGUCCUUGUCUGCGUCGGCUGCCAAAGAAAAAGCAAGAGCAAGCACCCCCCAGCCGGAGAAAAAGGGACAUCUGUAAAUAUGCAGGGUACACUUCGGCAUCCAAAACUGAACUCCAUGAGCAAAUCUGACACCAGGCUGCAUGAGAUCAAUCGCUUUCCCUGCAAUGGAAACUCUGUUAGCAAGAGCCGUCCAGCCAGUAUGGACCUCCUGCUCCUCCACAGUCGGUGCUCCCAGACAGACCUGAGGCCCUCCCAUGGGCGCCAGCUCCCCCAGAUCCCCACCAGUCCCCAGGGAUCUGGCCAGCCGGGGCCUAAGGUACCCUCGGCCCCGCCUCUCACAUCAGCCAACACUCCAGCUAUAAUCAGAGCUGCUCAAAGUCCCCCAGCUCAUGCCAAUGGAGCACGCAAUGGAAAUGGGCACGGGAACGGUGGCAGAGGGAAUGGCAGAGGGAAUGGCACCAUUAACAGUCCAAUGACAGGAAGAGGUAAUGGGGCGAGUGGGGUCAAUAGGUCCCCUCUGCCUUCUGUUAACUCCUUGGCCAUUCAAGAUCCAACUGCAGCUGAGUACGCUUCCAUACGGAAGUUCAGAAAGGUUGACAAGACAAACAGGAAGGAAAAUAACGGGGCCGACAGCCAGUCAGACAGCCAGUCGAGCGUGAGUGAGUCACCUUCUGCUGCUCCUCCUCCAAUACAUCGCAGUCAGGAGUUUCCACGCAAGCCGCUGGAGCCAUUUCACCUGCAGUCCUUCCCAAAGGAGGCGGUCUUCAUGGGCAACGGGGAGCAGUACAUCUGGAAGCCUCCAGAAGACGAUGACAUCAUCACCUUGCACCCACCUCCACACCGUGGAGAGAACGGACAGGGGCACCCAUCUCCCCCAACUGCGAAGGAGAUUGCAGACACUUACUCCAUCGUGUGUAAAACUCAAAAGAAGAAACCUCCCAUGGAAAACAACGGAGCAAAGACCCUCCCACGCUCCUUUGGUGGGGAGAGAGGAAAUGCAGGUUCCCGGGGCCGAGGCAGAGGAGUCCAAGGCCAGGCACGUUCCCAGGAGGAGCCCUGCUAUGAGCCGGUAGGAGACAGGUCCUGGCCUGCAUGCGUAAUGGCUGAGUCUGACCCUGCGUACGCUACUAUCGACAGCCACCGGAAACGUGAGCAGGGGGGAACCAAUAACAGCACAGCUGGGGGUAAUGCCACUCUGAAGAGAAAGAAGCAAACACCUCAUCAGCAACUGCAGGCAGCACCAGCGGCACCUCAGGCCUCAGGACCCAGUGCCCUGCCUGUUAGAGGCCUGCCUGGUGGGGAAAACUUCUAUGAGAGCAUCAGUGAUGUGAAACAAGGGGCCAACAGCUCCAGCACCACCACCAUCUUCACCUUCAAUGAUGGGAUGGAGAUGUACGUCACUGGCCUGUAGCUGGCUGACAGGGAGAAAUGGCCCAGAACCCUCUGGUACAGAGUCAUGAAAGGGACCUUCCUGUUCACCGGCCAGCAGGUUGCUGUACAUAGAUACAAGGCCCUCUAUGGACAAACAACAUGAGGAUCCAUUUUGUGUUGACAUCAGGUACAAACAGGGUCUUAAUCCAGGUUCAGAUUUCCCUUAACUGGUCUGAACUUCAGAACCAGCCUAAGCCUAGUCCAGCCCAAAUAUGGACCAAAUGCAUUUUAACAAAGAAAAAAAAAACAAAGAAAAGAAAACUGGAAUAUACAUCUUCAACCUACUGUGUCACAGACCAUACUCACCUGUUUGUGCAUCAUUUUCCAUAAUAUCUUUAUUUUUAUAUGAACACUGUACUCUUUAAAGAGUAUGUGGUGUAACUCACAACCUGAGAAAAACACACUUUAAUAUAUAUAACAAAGGAAAUGUGCAUGCAUUGUGGAAAUUCAAACACACACCUGAAAUAGACAGUAGUAGCAAGGAAGCUGGCUAUAUUAUGAGUAUGAGGUACACUGUUAGCUAUUGUCACCCAUAUACACACACACACGCACACACACACACACACACACACACACACACACACACACACACACGCACGCACGCACAAGCACAUGCCUCAUCUUGGGGGAACUUAUGUAAUAUAAAGAGAUGGAUGUCACACAGAUUUGCGGUGCUUAGCUCUCACUAAGCAAACAUCUUAAACAGGUUCUCUGUGCACACUGGCCUAUUGCCCAGCAGACAGCAUUGUGGUGCUUUGUUCAAACAUAUGCCUGUAAUUUGUAGGCCUCCUUAAGCACAGAAGUAAGUGAAGGCUAUUGUCCCUGUUUCACAAAUGACCAUCAAUGUGCCCUAAACACAUUAGCAUUUACCAAAAGCAGCCCUCAUGAUAACUAUAAAAAGUGACUUUUGCACAACCUUCACAUAAAUUAUGAGAUUAGUUAAGAAUCCACACUCAGAUUUGACAAUCAUCUGUAGCCAGAAACAUGAUGACACACCCCCACACUGAUACACACAUACUUGGCAGAGUCAUGUAGGGUAAAGUGAUCAGGUCAGGGGCAUUGAGUGAGUUGUGCAAGAAUCUCCCCAGAGGGAUAUGGGUAAAAGAUUUCACAAUUACUGUAUGAUGGCAGGGAUGGGAUAAAUGAGAGAAGAAUAUUUUCAAAAAAUAAGGAAGCAAGGAAGCAAGAGAGUGUCCAAAAUAACACAGGAUGCUUUAUCUUUGCAGCUAAUAUGUCAUGUCUUUUGGGCUCUGUAAACAUCUGAUUUUAUGACCAUUGUAAUUUUGUAGUGGACAGCUGCAGGACUGGUUGGCUUAAUUGCGUAUCAAUGUGCUCUAAAGGGCGUUUCCAAACACAGUUCGGAUUCGCUCCCUGGUCUCAAGUCAAAGACAGAGAUCCCCAUAGCUCACCAGACUUAAGUCUGGUGGUUGAAAUAGCAACAGAAGGCUUGGAGUCCAAGAAAAAUAAAACACUGGGCAUAAAAAUUACCAGCGAGUGUCCUUUGGAAGGUUGCCCCUCGCCCUCUCCCCACCCUCAUCUCUAGCCUCUGCACUGAGUUCUCUUCCAUUGUAAACAAUUUCUUUCCCAUGUAGCUUUGGGGAACAUUAAAACAGAGAGAACAGAAGAAAAAAACAAGACAUUAGAGCCUUAAUAAAUGGGCAUAAAGAUAAGAGGUGAAGGGGAAUACAAACUGCUCACAGGCUGAGAGAUGAAGGAUGCAUUAGAAUGAGGUAACUGUGAGACAACCAUGCAGAGAGAAAACGGGUUUAGAAAGGUUAGUAACAUAUAUGAAUAAAUGCUACUGUGUCAGAAAGUAUUUAAAAAUAAAUGCACUCUGUAUUUUAAUGCACUGUUUAUUUUUUCUUACCUACUGACAAUACCAUUGGUUAAAUAGCUCAUGCCACUGCCAUGAAAAUAGUAAGUUUAUGUUGUUGGUGCAAUUUUGCCUGCUUGAUCAAAAAAGUGCAUGCUUUGAUAUAUGGAGAUGAAAACAAAUAUUGUGGUACCUAACUGAGUCUUGUUUGUUGAUCUUUUCUGUUGUACUCUUUUGCCAUAUGAUGCAAAGCAGCAUUCAGUUUUUACAAAGCAACAACUCGGAGGAAGAGGGGAGAGAAAUAGAAAGAUGGCGAGAAGCCACUGAGCGUUUAGGGCAGAGCGUUGUUUAUCCUCCCCUCUGGGGGAGCAAGAAAGAGUGACAGAGGUGGGGGAGGGAGAUGAACAACAGCUAGUAUAAAGCUAGAUGAGGAUCACUGCAAAUGGACACGGAUCCAAAGAGCCCUCCUCCUCCUGAUAUGUGUUUGCGUGCAUGCACACUCACACUGCAACACUGAGCCAUGUGCAUUUCCAGUUAGGGGAGGAAGCACAUAUUGCUUCCACUUGGUCAGGCCCUGAAUACACUCCCUCCCCCAGCUGUGUUCAUCCUCCAGUAACCGACAUAGACCUCUCUUUUCUCUGCUUCACCUCGCUCCCUCGCUGUGCAGGGGAGGGGCCUUUGAUGUCCAGUUCUGAGGGAGUCAGGGAGUGAUAUGGGAGUUGGGGGGGGGGGCAGAGACGGUGGGUCAGGCCAAUCCCAGGCUGAUAUCAAUGAUGCACAAACGGCUCAACUACUGUCCGAUAUGAGAAAUGGCUAACAGCUGAAAUGCUUAACAAGCUCUGUUGAGGCUACCUUUAGACAAUGCUGGCUGGAAAAUGCUAUCACACUUAAUCCUUUCUCUCUGGCUGUCACUUUACGUGUCACAUUUUCUUUAUCCUGAAGGAAAGCACUGAUCUGAUAUAUUUUGUUAAACACUGUUAUACACUGAUCGAGACAAAUGUCAAUUGCACAAACAAAUACAGUAUGAUGAUGUAAAUGUGUAACAUACUCUGUUGCUGUUCUGAUGUUGUUCCAAUGUAACAUACAGUAUACAGUAUAUUUGUUGAAAAAAAAAGAUGGUUAUCACAGACACAUUGUACUUUGUGGAUGCAAAAUGUUUCAUGCUUUCCAUGCAGAUACAGAUGCUGUUUGUUAAUGUCAUCAGAUAUAAUUAUGGGCCAAUACUGAUGUGACAGCUGUAGCCAAUGUUCUAUGUUCUUAAAGCACAGGGUUUAGUUUAAAAAUAGUAAAUAUAAUAAAAUAUAGUGACAGUGCAGAUAUGCAAAAGAUUGUAAUGUUUUAUAUUAACCUUCGUAAAAUAUUAAAGUGAGUUUUUACUUUUCUAAUA